AUGCAAGGCAACACCAAAUCCCUUUGGAUAUUCACGGCGAUUUCAACAUCAAGCCUAGCUCUUCCCUUAUCAGACGACAAUGACCUCAAAAAUCAACAGACACCAACCAAGAGAAACGUCCACAGAUAUUGCCUUGAUUCAACUUCCGCCACAGACGCAGUCGUAUCGGGCUCGGACCGGCACAUACGGACUCACCCAAGCCUCCAGGCGUCGCCGCUGCGAGACAACAUCUACGACAUACUCCAGGAGCCCAAAGCUAAAGCCCAACAAACAACACCCUUUCCAAGACAACCUGACUAUCCAGCAGAGACCACAGAAGCCCCGCGUAGGGAGCCAAUAUCACUCCGAUCAUGUCCGGGGCCUCUGUUGACCCCCUCUUCACCUGACUCUGAGCUACGCUUUCCAAACUCACCUGUAACCCUGCGACCCGAUUCACCGUGGUGA
This is a messenger RNA of Colletotrichum abscissum, 444 nucleotides long. RefSeq lists its product as uncharacterized. The record is from RefSeq and is a predicted model, not a curated record. Lineage: Eukaryota; Fungi; Ascomycota; Sordariomycetes; Glomerellales; Glomerellaceae. The transcript has a single exon. The coding region runs from base 1 to 444 and encodes 147 amino acids.